CACACAGCAGUAAGAUAGAGAGAGUGCAGACACAGACUCUCUCUCUUCAUUUAUCGAUAUUGACCCGUUUGAUAAUCGAACGUUAAAUCCACAGACAACCUGAGUUAGCUUAGCCCGGGAGCUACAGCAGAGGCUAGCAUGAUGGUGUGUGUGUGUGUGUGAAGGUUAGCUUGCAGCUAGCAGCUAGCACCAGCCCGGCGGAGAAAGAACAAGGAAGCGGACGUUAGCUGCUGCUGCUCUCCCUCUUUCUCUCUCACACACAGGCUAACGCUGCUAACUGUGUUUCUAAUGAGCCACCGAGGAACAUGCGACCUGAACCGAGGAGCUGACUUGUUCGGUGAUGUCGGGCAGUAAGGCACUGGGCGGGGGGGCAGGCGGUGGCGGCGCGAGGCGCAGGAGGACGCGGUGCCGGCGCUGCCAGGCCUGCACCAGGUCUGAGUGUGGAGAGUGUCACUUCUGUAAGGACAUGAAGAAGUUUGGAGGACCAGGACGCAUGAAGCAGUCCUGUCUGCAGAGACAGUGCACCGCUCCCGUCCUGCCUCACACAGCCGUGUGUUUCGCGUGUGGAGAGGCGGGGAAAGAGGACACUGUGGACUCAGAGGAGGAGAAGUUCAGCCUCUGUCUGAUGGAAUGUACCAUCUGUAAUGAGAUCAUCCACCCGAGCUGUCUGAAGAUGAGUAAAAGUGAAGGAAUCAUCAACGAUGAGAUUCCAAACUGCUGGGAGUGUCCAAAGUGCCACAAGGAGGGGAAGACCAGUAAGGAUCAGACUGAUGGUUUGGGGAAACGCAGACUGGAUAAUGGCGAGGUUGGUCGCUGGAAGCUCACAGAUGACCCGCCCCCUAAAAAGAAAGCCCCUCCCUCCCUGGAGGAGGGGGGGAGGGUGGACGGAGGACACAAGCGGAAGAAGGAGAAGGAGGUGCCUCAGGACAGCGGGCCCAAGAAGAAGGUGAACUCGCGUAGCAUUGGUGUUCACACCUGAUCCUGGUCCUCAAAACCUAAGCAAGAGGCGUUGGAGUCAAACGGUCCGACAUUGUCCUCUGUAGGCGGAGCUGGAGGACUGCUGGGCUCCUCCUUUAGAUCCUCAGCCGGAGGCAGUGGGGAGGGGGGGGAGGAGUGGGGAUGCUAUGCUCACCAGCGCUCCCAUCACCGUGAGAAACUGGAGCGUUUCAAGAGGAUGUGUCUGCUGGAACGCCGGCCUUCCUCCUCCUCCUCCUCCUCCUCCAGCUCCGAGUCAGAGUCUGAGUCCGACUCUGAUGACUCCCUGAGGGCGGAGCAGGGGGAUGGCUCCUCCCCCUCUUCCUCCUCCCCUGCUCCGCCUCCCCCUGUCGUCUAUGGCAACAGCAGUGGUAGCCGGGCAGAGAGAGAGAGGAGUCGUAGCGAUCGGGAGAGGGAGAGAGAGAGAGGGGCGCCUGGCGAGGCCUGGCUUCAGCCAGCCAGGGAGUCGGAGGGGGAGGGAGGCAAGGUGGGGGAGGAGGAGGAGCGGGAGGAGGAGACGGGAGGGGCCUACAAGGCUCCCAGUGGAGGAGAGGCGGGAUUAAAUCCACGGGGACGGAAAGUAGGCCUACAGGAUGGAGAUGAGGAGGACAUGCCCACCUUGGACAGGACCAGGAAAAACUCCUCCUCCCUCCCACCUCCCUCACCCCUCUCCUCCAAUCAGAUGCCUCCGUCAUUACAGCAUGACAGUUUCACGGGGAAGCAGCGGAGCAAUGGGCAGGAGGGGCCGGACGGGGCCGGGAGGCGUGGAGGUGGGGGAGGGAGGGAGAAGGAGAAUGCUAGUGGUCCUCUGACCAAUCACAGACACAGUGGGGGAGGAGGGGGUGGAGCUAAAGCCAGUGGGAGUCGUGGCAACAAGAUCCGUAGCAACAACAAGAUCCAGGCGGCAUCCAGAAACAACGUUUCCUCCUCAAGCGUCCGCACCUUUAACGGUGGAGGGCGCUUGAUGAUGUCGCAAUGGCGGCUCCCAGCGCGCCUGCCUCCCCCUCAGAUGAUGGCGCAGCCCGGCCGCGCUGCGCCGCCCGUCGUUCAGAUGGAGAGACACCUGGUGCGCCCCGCCCCCACCUGUCCAGAGCCCAGCUGUUUGCCGCUCGACUCAGGCUCCGCCCACAUCAUGACCCGAGACGUGUGGCUGCGAGUUUUUACCAACCUGAGCCAACGAGAGCUCUGCGUCUGCAUGAGGGUGUGUCGCACCUGGAGCCGCUGGUGUUGUGAUAAGAGGCUGUGGACACAGAUCGACCUGAGUCGUCAGCGCUCCAUCACCCCUCCUAUGCUCAGUGGUAUCAUCCGCCGACAGCCAGUGUCACUCAACCUGGGCUUUACCAACAUCUCCAAGAAACAGCUGAUGUGGCUCAUCAGCCGCCUGCAGGGUCUCCUGGAGCUGAACGUCUCUGGUUGUCCGUGGACAGUGGUCUCUGCCCUCUGUCAGUCUGUCUGUCCAUGUCUCAGACUGCUGGACGUCAGCAGAGUGGAGGACCUCAAAGACUCUCACCUGAGAGAGCUGCUGGCUCCGCCCCCUGACACCAGGACAGCUCACGGUGAAACCAGGGUGGGACGGUUCCAGAAUGUGACUGAGCUGCGUUUGGCCGGUCUGGAUCUGACGGACGCGUCGGCUCGUCUGCUCGUCCGCUUCGUUCCUCACCUGAGCAGAUUAGACCUGAGUCAGUGUGGACUCAUCACUGAUCACACCCUGCUCACCCUCUCCUCGCCCACCUCCCCCCUGAGAGAGAGCCUCACCCACAUCAGCCUGGCAGGUUGUGUUAAAGUGACAGACCAGUGUGUGGCGCUGCUGCGUCGCUGCACGUGUCUGCAGACCGUGGACGUGCGCUGCUGCUCGCUCUUGUCCUCAGAAAGCGCUCAGCUGAUCUUCUUCUCCUCGUCCACCACCGUUGCUGUUUCGUCCUCUUGUCCUCCUGAAGACAGAACGCUGCUAAAGAACAGCUAAACUCCUCCUCCAUGUCAUGUGACAGUGUGAAAGCCCUGCCUCCCACCAUGUUACACUACAGUAUGUAAGGAGGAGGAGUCAGUUGUGUGUAAAUAUCUGUAGUUGACUGUAAAUGAUCCUUUGACCUUUGAACCCAAACACAUUCUUGCCCUCCAGGCUUCCAUACCUGUGACCAAUCAUCACACCUGAAGCCCCGCCCCCACAGACAGUUUCACUCUGCUUUCAUCUUUUUUGCCAAGUGAGGCUAAACAUGCCUCUAAAGGGCGUGGCUUGUCUGUGGUUGUCAGGUGUGUUCUCAUGGGAAGACCCCGCCCACACUGCUAAGCGCCACUUUUGCUAUGGUUACACCUGUCAGUCAGGGCUUAAACCAGGAUAGUGAUGUGAUGUGGUUUUAUAUGUCAGGCCCCGCCCCCUGCAAUGCUGAUGCUUUAUCUCAAUACCUGCAGUCCGUCUGUGACCUUUACACAUUUACUCCGCCCACAAGAAAGAAAGAAAGAAAGACAGACAGACAGAUUCAAACACAUGAUCAAUGUUUUUUUAGCUUCUAUUUCAUUUGUGCCUCAACUGUGUGUGUGUGUGUGUGUGUGUGUGUUAUUAUUGAAUAAGCUAACUUUAUUGGGUUGCGUUCACGUUCAUAGAAACGUUUGUCUCAAGUACAAAUGUAACCACGGAAACACGAUCAAUGACUCAACUGAAGCUAAAACUGCUGAUGUCACAGUUUUGUUUACAACAGAGGAGUGUGCCCUCUGGUGGUGAGGUCACAGUCUCACAGCCGUCCUCGUAUGUCAGUGGAUCAUAAUACAGGAGGAUCAAUAAGAGAAUUGAUCUGUAUCAGUAUUAAUAAAAUACUAUCACUACACAUGCAAACUGCAUCACAUGAUCCACACACACACAGUUUCCUGGUCUGGGCUUCAGUUGUCAAAGUGCUUAAUGUGAAACUUAAAACCAGGAAGUGUGUGAUAAACCACACCCAUGUAUUUGUGAUGUUGGAGGUGGGGCCAACAUGAAACCAAACUAAGUGUUUAUUCAUAGCGUUGAAACGAUUGGUCAGUGUCUGAAGUGAAACUGACCACCACAGCUGUCACACAGUGUGGGUGGGCGGAGUCCGCAGACCUGUGGACGAUGACAUCACGGCGACACCGUGGUGAUGUCAUGCUGUUGCCAUGUUUUCACUCCGCAUCCAUGUUGUGCCAUAAAAUGACCUCUGCUCGUGUCACUGUGGAAACGUUACAUUGUUUUUUUUUCUUUCUUUUUUGUUUUUUUUUUACUGUGUCCUGUUAACAAUGUUCCAAACAUCACACGUGAGAUGAAAUGUGAUUGGCCGGCAGUGUCUGACUCCUGAAAGCUCUUAUCCAAUCAGAUGCCCUGACAUAUCUUAGUAAAGUGAUUGCACUGGAUCAUCGUCGUCGUUCUGAAGAGACUUUUGAACCAUUUCCUGUUUUGUUUUUUUGUUUGUUGUGACUCUUCCUCGUCUCCAUGGAAACGAACAAGGAAGACUGAACAAAAAAUGAAAAGAGAAAAAAAUCUCAAGGCAGCUAUAACUGAGAGAGAAACUACUGUAAAUGAUCUAAUAAAGGAGCAAUGUUUGUUUCUA
Messenger RNA from Solea senegalensis (Senegalese sole), 4532 nucleotides. RefSeq lists its product as uncharacterized. Gene Ontology annotation, molecular function: protein binding; zinc ion binding; histone demethylase activity. NCBI's taxonomy places the organism in Eukaryota, Metazoa, Chordata, Actinopteri, Pleuronectiformes, Soleidae. Gene Ontology annotation, biological process: regulation of transcription by RNA polymerase II; protein demethylation. The record is from RefSeq and is a predicted model, not a curated record.